AUGGAAAAUGGACUCAUGGAGGGAGACGCGGAGAAAAGGAGGAAAAAGAAAAACCCCGGAGGGGGGACCGGUGCGUUUGGCGUUUUGGGCCUCAACAAGUCCCUCUGCCUAACCCUCGAGCGCAAAUUCCGCUACAAACAGCCCUCAGCCAUACAGAGGAAGACGAUUCCGCUGGUUUUGAAAAGGACUGACGUCGUUUGCAUCGCAAGGACCGGGUCCGGGAAGACCAUCGCGUACUUGGCGCCGAUCAUCCAGCUGCUGGACGUCCACUCGACCACCGUAGGCUCCAGAUGCCUUGUACUGCUGCCCAGCAGGGAACUGGCACUCCAAGUGGCUUCUGUGGUCAAGAAGUUCGUAGGAAAAACCGAUGGACUGCGCCACGCCACUCUGAUUGGAGGACAGGCCCUGGAGACCCAGUUUGGCUCCCUGGCGUUUAAUCCGGACAUUGUCAUUGCCACACCCGGGCGUCUCUCGCAGCACCUGGUCGAAAAGAGCUUUGACAUGAGUCUCUUGGAGCACUUUGUGAUCGACGAAGCUGACAAGCUUUUCGAGAUGGGAUUCCUUCCAGACGUCUACAGGGUGUUUUCCAUGCUCCCAGAGAACAGACAAGUCGUGCUGGUUAGCGCUACACUCCCCUCGGAAGUCUCUGAGUUUGUCAGCUUUGGGCUCUCCAACCCGGCAGUCACAAAAAUUGACCAGGACAUGCAAAUCAAUGAGCAACUGGAACUCGCGUUUGUCUACUCGAGGAUCAUCCUAUUUGUGGCGACCAAGCAUCAUGUGGAGUUUUUUCGUUGUCUCUUGACCAAAAAUGGGCACAAGGUUUCGGCGGUUUAUGGUUCAAUGGACAUGUCCAUGCGUACGUCUCAAAUGUCGCAAUUUCAAAGCUUUAAGACUACAAUUUUAAUUGUAACAGAUUUAGCCGCCAGAGGUUUGGAUCUUCCGCUGGUUGACAUUGUUGUAAACUUUGACUUCCCUCACUCCUCCAAGCUGUUUAUCCACCGUGUUGGUAGGACUGCUAGAGCGGGGAAGCAGGGUUUAGCGGUGUCCCUAUUGACCCUCUACGAUUUUGCCUUUUGCUUUGAGAUUUUGGAAACCAUUGGACGGAAAAUGGCAAUUUCUGGAGCAACCCCCGAGGGUAGUGAAGGAGGACUUAAAAAUGAUACAUGCAUGGUUGGAACAGUAGGAAAUGUCGUAUCUUGGGUUGAAAAGAUAAAUGAACAAAUAUCAAAUGAUUCAGAGUUGGAAAGUUUGAAUACCAGUAUGGAGAAUUCUUACAAUCUGUACUAUAAGACCAGACCGAAUCCAUCUAAUAUCGCAAUUGAUAAAUCGCAGUCAUUGUUAGAAUCGCUUGGCGGUAUUGCCGUUAUCGCAGCCUCUGUUCAUCCACUUUAUACCGGGGACGUUCAGACUCCACAAGGUAGUGGAGAUGAAAACCAACAAGAUGCCAGAAAUGCGAUUCUGGAUUAUCUGCACGGCUUUAGACCCACCGCCCUAAAGACUACAAUGCUAACUACAGUUUCCCAGGAAUCCAUAGAUGUUAUGACUAAACGGAAGGAAUUUGCUCAAAAGUUUAUGGUCUCACGUAAGAAUAGGGAUCUUGGUAAAUUGCUCAACAAUGAUGUGAAUGUUCCUGCGGAAGUUGCAGAUGUAAACGUUGAAUUAGCUCCGUCAAAAGACUCGUUUCUAGUCCCAUCAGCUAGCUCAAAUGAGGAACUGCACCUUCCAAACAUUACGCUAAACAUAACUCCAGAUACUGAAGAGUUGAUGCAAAAGACCAGGUUUCAGAGGAAGCAACAAUGGAACCCAAAGAGAAAGCGUUUCAUGGACGUUACCGUGGACACAAUGACCAACCGGGUGAUUAAAAACGAGUCUGGAUUAAAGGUUAAAAAGGGAAUUGAAAACAAGGGCCAGCUAAAGCAAUGGAUGAAGAAAUCUAGCCAGAGGAUACAAAAGGUUGGAGAACAAGAAAAUGUUAAAAAAGGCAAGAGGAUGGCCAGUACAAGAGACGACCAUGCAGAUGAUGAAAACGUUACAGACUUUGAAGAGCUUAAAACCAUGUUCCCAAAACAUGCCGCGACAUUUGAAGCCGCGCAACUUAAACAUAAGCUUACUCAUAAGCAAAAGAGGACGAUAAAGAGACUCACUACGAAACCCAGUGCAGAUAAACCAGAAAAGAGGGAGCUGCAAAAGAAGGUUAGCAAGAAAAAGAAGAGGACCAGCAAGGCGGAAUUCCAAAAGAAACAAAUGAGAAAGAUUGCCGCAAAGGGAGCACCGGGCAGGAGCAAAGUAAUUGUCCGCAAGAACAAGGGGAAAAAGAGAUAA
Theileria equi strain WA is the source of this 2322-nucleotide messenger RNA. Its product is annotated as DEAD box ATP-dependent RNA helicase family member protein. The coding region runs from base 1 to 2322 and encodes 773 amino acids. The transcript is spliced from 2 exons. The record is from RefSeq and is a predicted model, not a curated record. Gene Ontology annotation, cellular component: nucleus. Lineage: Eukaryota; Apicomplexa; Aconoidasida; Piroplasmida; Theileriidae. Gene Ontology annotation, molecular function: RNA binding; ATP binding; RNA helicase activity.